Molecule: messenger RNA, 970 nt
Organism: Labrus bergylta (ballan wrasse)
Lineage: Eukaryota; Metazoa; Chordata; Actinopteri; Labriformes; Labridae
Gene: morn5
Product: MORN repeat containing 5
Source: RefSeq, a predicted model, not a curated record
GAAACUGCUCCAUCCGCCCGCCGCCGCAUGCGCACUUGUGGGGAAGUUAAGUGUAGAAAAAAACUUAUAUUUCGCUUUGCCGAUUUGAAUUUUUCGAGCAGAUGAGAACUGAAGAGUGUUUCAGUCGAUCGUUUGCUCUUCGCCAUGAAAAACCGCUCAAGCUGUAGGUUUUUUUUUGCAUGUGCUCGUUUGUUUCUAUGUUGCCAUGGUAACGGUGCACGGCGUUGCCACAGCGCUUGCUCUCCCCUAGUCCAUAUUAAAAAUCCACGCUUCACACAUUUUGGUUUAGUUUUCAGAAGAAAGGGCGCUAGAGAGUCAGUGUGGAAAUGGAUAUCAUUGAGAGCAGUUACAAAGGAGAUACAAAAAAUGACAGAAUGGAUGGAAAAGGAGAGUACACUUUCCCUACAGAAACUAAGUAUGUGGGAGAGACGAAAGAUGGGAUGUUCCACGGCAAAGGAGUGCUGCACUUUCCAAAUGGAAGUAAAUAUGAGGCCACCUGGGAAAAUGGCAAAGCUAAACAGGGUUAUUUUGCCUUUGCUGAUGGUCUGCAGUACGAGGAGCAGAACUGGGACUACUGCGAUGGUUAUGAUAGGUGCUUCUACAGUGAGCGAUGCAAUGGACUUAGACCUGCAGGGGAAUCUCAGCUAACUGAUCUUUAUCCGCCACGUGUCAUUCCUGAGGGGUGUUACGAUUGUGCCGAUGGUUUCUAUGACCCCAAUACCAAAGUUGUCACUUCCUACACUGGCAGAUUCCUCAGGAAUGCAGAUGACUCCGAGCAUGAGUGGAUUGUGCGGACUUGUCGGAAAGCUUGGGACGAGGUUGUUGUCGUUCAUCCUGAAAACUCUUUUGCAACCCGACCUAAAGAAAGCAGCAAAUGAUGAGUUCAGAUCGCUCUUUUCGCCUAUUCAUUUUUAGCGAUAGCUUAGUAAAAAUAAAGGAAUUGUUGCACUUGUUUUUUUUCUUUUAUUUA